AUGUCCCUUCCUGCCCUUCUGCAAGCGGAUAUGAAGACAGGGCACGCUCCACUGCCUGCAGACGUUGACACUCGGUCUGUGACGAGCACAGGUGCUACAGACGACGAUGAAAGGCUCCUCGAGAUCGGAUACGUCCCCUCCUUCAGACGCGAGUUCUCCAAUCUGGCGACGAUUAGUUUCGCAUUCAGUAUCAUGGGUCUUUGUUCGAGCGUUGCCACCACUUUCAACACACCCAUGCUCCUCGGUGGACCUGCAUCCGCCACCUGGUGCUGGAUUUUGGGCGCAUCAAUGUGCUUCGCUCUUGGAUCUAGCAUCGCAGAGAUCGUCAGCGCGUUCCCAACAUGUGGUGGUUUAUACACCGCAUCGGCACAGCUAUGUCCCCCACGCCAGCGUGCUGUUGUUGGAUGGAUCGUCGGAUGGCUGAACUUGCUCGGCCAGAUCGCUGGGUUAGCUUCGACCGAGUUUGGGUUGGCAGGGAUGAUCUGGGCUGCUGUUGUUAUCGGCAAAGACAGUAAUUAUGUCGUCACGCAAGGUAUGACCGUCGGACUCUUCACAGGACUACUGGUCUUGAAUGGUAUUCUCAACUGUCUCGCCACGCGCGCGCUCGCGCGUUUCACCACCGGCUUUGUGUUCGUGAACCUCGGUGCCACAAUUUUGAUCAUCAUUGUGCUCCUCGCAAAGACACCUCGCUCGGAGAUGCACGCUGCAUCAUACGUCUUCGGCAGCGCGGGUCUGAUAAAUCAGACUGGCGGUUGGGACACCGCGAUCUCGUUCUUCUUAGGGCUGUUGAGUGUACAGUGGACUAUGACGGACUACGAUGCGACAGCGCAUAUUUCGGAAGAAGUGAAACGGGCCGCGUAUGCAGCUCCAGCCGCCAUUUUCAUUGCAGUCAUUGGUACUGGAAUACUCGGAUGGUUGCUCAACAUUGUUCUUGUCCUAUGUUCUGGGCCUAUAGAGAAUCUACCGGGACCGUCUGGCUCUGCCAUGCUAGCGAUCAUGGCUAUGCGUAUUGGCAAGCCGGGCGCGCUGCUCCUCUGGACCUUUGUAUGCCUCACAGCUUUCUUCGUCUGCCAGACCGCACUCCAGGCGUGCUCCAGGAUGGUGUACGCGUUCAGCCGUGACCACGGUUUCCCUGAUCGCGGUUACUUUGGUCAGGUCACCUCGUGGACGAAGACGCCGCUCCGCGCAGUGUGGUUCACAACUUUCUGGAGCAUCCUCCCGGGUCUGCUGGAUCUCGCAAGCCCCAUCGCGGCAAAUGCCAUCUUCGCACUCACAGCAAUGGCGCUCGACCUAUCGUACAUUAUCCCUAUAUUUUUGCGGCGGCUGUACCGCAACCAUCCCGAGGUAAUUUUCAAACCCGGGCCGUUUUACAUGGGCGACGGGCUGCUCGGGUGGAUGGCAAACAUACUGUGCAUCAGCUGGACGCUCUUCGUCUGUGUCAUUUUCUCGCUGCCUACGGUGUUCCCGGUUACGCCGCAGAACAUGAACUAUGCUUCGGUGAUCACGGUCGGCGUCAUUGUGCUCUCAGGUGUUUGGUUCCUAUGCGGCGGACGUCGCCACUACAAAGGCCCAAGUUCGAACGUUCCUAGCUACGAUCAUGACGCAGUCGACAGGCGCAACUCACGUGACGGCGACGAAAAGGCAGAAAUCAAAGUUUGA
Molecule: messenger RNA, 1659 nt
Organism: Sparassis crispa
Lineage: Eukaryota; Fungi; Basidiomycota; Agaricomycetes; Polyporales; Sparassidaceae
Exons: 21
Coding region: 1-1659 (552 amino acids)
Biological process (GO): transmembrane transport
Cellular component (GO): membrane
Molecular function (GO): transmembrane transporter activity
Source: RefSeq, a predicted model, not a curated record